AUGGACCCGGACUUCUCGCGGGCGAGUGGGGGGCCGAGCUUUGAGUUCGCCUUUAACUCGGUCAACUUCUCCGACCGGGUGUUGCGGAUCGAGAUCGUCGCUGGGGAUGACGCCCUCGGUGCCAAGGGCGCCGCCGGCGAGGGGUGCUCGUCGCUUGCCGACUGGGCGCGCCACCGCAAGCGGCGACGGGAGGAGCUCCGACGUGGCAAAGAAUCUGGAAAAUACAUGCCAGAUCCAGGAAACUGCAAAGUUGAAGCUGAAGAAUGUGAUGCCUACGAGGAAGGCAACGAGCCUGUAGCUAUGAUAGAAGAAUCUCCACCUGAUAUUGAGCCAGAUGGUGAGGAUGGAGAAAGCAGCGACUCAUCCUGGAGUAUGGAGUGUACUCAGGUUUUGAGAGUAAAGUCUAUCUACAUCAGCUCUGCAAUUCUAGCUGCAAAGAGCCCUUUCUUUUACAAGCUUUUUUCAAAUGGAAUGAAAGAAUCCGAUCAGAGGCAUGCAGCUCUUAGAAUAAAUGCUUCAGAGGAAAAUGCGCUUAUGGAGCUUCUAAGCUUUAUGUAUAGCGGCAAGUUGACGACAAACGAGCCAACUGCCCUGCUGGAUAUAUUGAUGGUCGCUGACAAAUUUGAGGUUGUUUCCUGUAUGCGGCACUGCAGUCAAUUGCUUAGAAGUUUGCCUAUGACCACAGAGUCUGCACUGCUCUAUCUGGAUCUACCCUCAAGCAUUUCAAUGGCUGCUGCAGUUCAGCCACUGAUAGACACCGCCAAGGAAUUCCUUGCCAAUAAAUAUAAGGAUUUGACCAAGUUCCAAGAUGAAGCAAUGAACAUUCCUCUUGCUGGAAUUGAAGCCAUCCUAUGGAGUAAUGACCUUCAGGUCGCAUCAGAGGAUGCUAUCUACGACUUUGUGAUAAAGUGGGCACGUGCUCAAUACCCAAAAUUGGAGGAAAGACGUGAGAUCUUGGGCACACGCUUGCUGCCCCUUGUUCGGUUCUGCCAUAUGACCUGCAGGAAGUUGCGGAAGGUUCUUGCUUGCAGUGAUCUGGAUCAUGAGCAGGCGACUAAAUGUGUCACAGAGGCACUUCUUUACAAAGCUGAUGCACCACAUAGGCAGCGUGCCCUUGCAGCAGAUGUGAUGACAUGUAGGAAAUAUGCUGAGCGAGCUUACAAAUAUCGUCCGCUUAAGGUUGUAGAGUUUGAUAGACCAUAUCCACAGUGCAUAGCAUACUUGGACCUGAAGCGUGAGGAGUGCAGCCGACUUUUUCCAUCCGGACGGAUAUACUCACAAGCUUUCCAUCUAGCUGGACAGGGUUUCUUCCUCUCAGCACACUGCAACAUGGACCAGCAAAGUGCAUUCUAUUGUUUUGGUCUCUUCCUAGGGAUGCAAGAGAAAGGGUCGACAAGUGUUACCGUGGAUUAUGAGUUUGCUGCAAGGACAAGGCCGUCAGGUGAGUUUGUCAGCAAAUAUAAGGGCUACUAUACCUUCACUGGCGGCAAGGCGGUUGGGUACCGGAAUCUCUUUGCGAUCCCGUGGCCAUCAUUCAUGGCUGAUGACAGUCUCUUCUUCAUUGACGGGGUAUUGCAUCUAAGAGCUGAGCUGACCAUAAAACAACCCUAG
This is a messenger RNA of Miscanthus lutarioriparius, 1611 nucleotides long. The record is from the annotation of a GenBank genome assembly. NCBI's taxonomy places the organism in Eukaryota, Viridiplantae, Streptophyta, Magnoliopsida, Poales, Poaceae.